AUGGUGCCCUCUCGCACCCUAUACAACGCCUGUUUUGCUGCGUGCCAGCUGCAUUUACAUUCUUUCAGAGUAGUAUAUCAGUGUCGAGAGGUCAUAAUAUCCAAUGGCGAAAAAAAGAAUUGGACACGCGAUGUUACAGGUAUUAACCGCGGGAGCAUUCACAAGUUGACACCAGAUAAUGAAUUUAAUGAGCAAUGA
This is a messenger RNA of Plasmopara halstedii, 198 nucleotides long. RefSeq lists its product as uncharacterized. The coding region runs from base 1 to 198 and encodes 65 amino acids. The record is from RefSeq and is a predicted model, not a curated record. Lineage: Eukaryota; Oomycota; Peronosporomycetes; Peronosporales; Peronosporaceae. The transcript is spliced from 2 exons.